AUGUCCCCAAUUUCCAUGACCAAAGGCAAUGGCGGCUCCGAGCCCGAGUCGUUCACUCAAAUGGCCGACAAAGACCUCGAGUCCAUAGGCCGCCACUGCCAAUACGAAUACUGCAACCAGCUCGAUUUCCUACCCUUUCGCUGCGAAUCCUGCCGUGGGACAUAUUGUCUUGACCACCGCACCGAAACCGCCCACCGCUGCCCGCAAGAAGGUGAGUGGGCGCGCCGCCGAAACGGAAACCGACAAUCUGCCAACAGCACGCCAACACAGAAACCCACCAUCUACAACUCCGAUCAGUGUGCGCACGUAUCAUGUAAAACCUUGAUCAAUACGUUCAAGGACCCUGGUGUUCGCUGCCCGGACUGCUCGAGAGAAUACUGUCUUAAACACCGCCUAAAGGAGGAACAUGAUUGCGCCAAGAUUGCCCCGCGACUAGGCAGCGGCGCAGCCGGGGCACCGAAUGAAACGAUCCGAUCAAUGUUCGCGCGUGUCCGCUCAUGGGGGAAGGAUAAGAGUCAGGUUGCUGCUACUGCCGCCGCCUCCGUGAAACCGAAGCCGAAGCCCAAUAGUCCUGCUGCGCGAGCUGUCCAAGUCAACGCCCUUAAGAAAGCGGCCAAGGGCGAUUCAAGUGUUCCUGCUGACAAGCGGGUGUACCUACAUGUUGUAGGAACAUCAGAGACGCAGGGAGUGGACCCACCGAAUGGGGACUUUUGGUUUGACUCACGGUGGAAGGUAGGGAGGGUGCUGGAUGAUGCGGCGAAGCGCUUGGGGGUCGAGAAUGUGAACAAUCGGGCUGGGGAGGAGGCACGGUUACGGCUGUUCCAUGUUGAUAGUGGGGAGUUUUUGGAGUUUUCGGAUGCGCUCGGAGCCGGGAAGGUGAAAUCGGGCGAUACUAUCGUUUUAUUGAGGGGUGCUGGAGUGAUGCUGGGGAAGUGA
Messenger RNA from Aspergillus puulaauensis, 936 nucleotides. Its product is annotated as AN1-type zinc finger protein. Bases 1 to 936 code for a protein of 311 amino acids. The transcript has a single exon. The record is from RefSeq and is a predicted model, not a curated record. NCBI's taxonomy places the organism in Eukaryota, Fungi, Ascomycota, Eurotiomycetes, Eurotiales, Aspergillaceae. Gene Ontology annotation, cellular component: cytoplasm. Gene Ontology annotation, molecular function: zinc ion binding.